Molecule: messenger RNA, 768 nt
Organism: Diaporthe amygdali
Lineage: Eukaryota; Fungi; Ascomycota; Sordariomycetes; Diaporthales; Diaporthaceae
Exons: 2
Coding region: 1-768 (255 amino acids)
Source: RefSeq, a predicted model, not a curated record
AUGAACAUCUCGCUCCUUUCCCUCAUGGGCUUCCUCGCCCUCACCACCGCUCUUCCAAGCGGCCCCAAGGAAACCCCCCCCCCUUCGCUGGAGCAGCGCCAGGACAGCUUCCGUGCCUACCAUGCCCAGAAUCCCCGCCAGGCCAGCGUCACCGCGGGACCCAGCCAGCUCACCAUCACCGUAGUAAACAAGAUGGCCGACCCCGUGAGCACCUCGUACGUCGGCAAUGCGGGCGUGCCCGGUCCUGUCUCCGGUGGCACUGGUACCGGCACCUUGAAGCCGGGCGAGACCGCCACCCUUGUCGCACCGCAGGAAUGGGCUGGCAAUGUUGCUGUCAAUUUAGCCGAGUACCCCAUGAACGGUGAUGGCUCACUGCUUGAGGGGUCGUUGAUGUCAUGGGGCGACGUUGGCUACCGAGUCGACAUGGACGUGUCGUACGUCAACGGUUUCUCCGUCCCGAUAACCUGCACCUGCAACAAGGACAAGUCGGUGCUGUCGGGCUGCUCCCUGGACCUGUGGAGCAUGGGCAACUGCACCGGCGACGCGGGCACCAACAACGGGGAGGGCGCGUGCGCCAACCCGCUGAGGCCCGACAACUCGGAGAAGCUGACCGCGACGAGCUUCUUCGCCCCCUGCGAGGGCGCCGCCUUCACGUGGCCCCGCGACGACGCGAACUCCGAGGGCCAGUGCCAGGGCGCCGAGGUUACGUGCUGCAUCGGUUCGACCGACGACGGGUGUCCCGCGAACCCUAAGCAGAAGAGCUCUUAA